Messenger RNA from Pelobates fuscus (common spadefoot toad), 2918 nucleotides. It is a transcript of the gene SIK1, whose product is annotated as salt inducible kinase 1. NCBI's taxonomy places the organism in Eukaryota, Metazoa, Chordata, Amphibia, Anura, Pelobatidae. Gene Ontology annotation, molecular function: ATP binding; protein serine/threonine kinase activity. The transcript is spliced from 14 exons. Gene Ontology annotation, cellular component: cytoplasm. Gene Ontology annotation, biological process: intracellular signal transduction; protein phosphorylation. The coding region runs from base 174 to 2030 and encodes 618 amino acids. The record is from RefSeq and is a predicted model, not a curated record.
GGCCACUCUGAGAGCCGGGGGCCAGGGGCCACGCUGAGAGCCGGGGGCCACUCUGAGAGCCGGGGGCCACUCUGAGAGCCGGGGGCCACACUGAGAGCCGGGAGCCAGGGGCCACACUGAGAGCCGGGGGUCACUCUGAGAGCCGGGGGCCACAGUGACAGUACUCUGUAAACAUGGUGAUCAUGCAGCCAAACACUGCGACUCCCCCCCGCAGACCACUCCGGGUUGGAUUCUAUGACAUUGAAAGGACGCUUGGGAAAGGAAAUUUUGCGGUAGUAAAGCAGGCUCGACACAGAGUGACAAAUACACAGGUUGCAAUUAAAAUAAUCGAUAAAACACGUCUGGAUCAGUCAAAUCUGGAGAAGAUUUAUAGAGAGGUUCAAAUCAUGAAAAAACUGAGACACCCCCAUAUCAUCCGACUGUAUCAGGUAAUGGAGACUAAAGACAUGAUAUACAUCGUCACGGAAUAUGCCCAAAAUGGGGAAUUGUUUGAUUUCUUAACUGUACGGGGACGGCUAACGGAAGAAGAAGCAAGAAAAAAGUUCUUGCAGAUUCUGUCGGCUGUGGACUAUUGUCAUUCUCACAACAUUGUCCACAGAGACCUGAAAACUGAGAACCUGCUCCUCAACCACAAUAUGGAUAUAAAACUGGCAGAUUUUGGAUUUGGUAACUUUUACACGGAUGGCCGGCCUCUGAACACAUGGUGUGGCAGCCCACCUUACGCUGCACCUGAAGUCUUCCUUGGGAAGGAAUAUGAGGGUCCAUUGCUGGACGUCUGGAGUUUGGGAGUUGUGUUGUAUGUUUUACUCUGUGGAUCGUUCCCGUUUGACGGACCCAACUUACCGACUGUACGGCAACGUGUGUUGGAGGGGAGAUUCCGAAUCCCAUAUUAUAUGAGUCAGGACUGUGAGUCUCUCAUUCGUCGGAUGCUGGCUGUGGACCCAGCGAAGCGUCUGACCAUUGCUCAGAUAAAGCAGCAUCGCUGGCUGCAGGGAUUAACCCUCCAUCUGCCUCUGCACAGUGUCCUCCCCACAGCUGAGCCAUGCGUGCAGGUUCUCAGCAUCAUGCAAAGCCUAGGCAUCGACCGAGAUCGAACACUGCAGUCCCUACAGAAUGACUGCUAUGAUCACUAUACGGCUAUUUAUUAUCUCCUUGUGGAGAGGGUGCAGCGGUUAUCAGGGUUAUCUUCAAUGCAAGAGCUUCCAAGACCCCAAAACUCUAAAAUGAUCCGUGGUUCGGGUCUCCAGUCGCAGCUGGCGGAUUCUGAUUGUGAGCUUAGUUUUCCGUUGCAGGCUCUGUUACACCUGAGGGAUUCUCCCUGUCUCGGACAGGCGGACACCAUUUUGCAUCCUCCCUACGUACUUCAGGAGAAAACCCUAAAUAAGGAACCUGUUCAAGAAACACCUUGUAUUUUAAUCUCCUCCACAGUCCCUUCUACGUGUCAUAGUCUGGAGAAUUGUCUCGUUCCUUCAUGGAUCCAGUCUCCUUUUAUGUCCACAUACCCUCUCAGUGCACAAUCAGCAACUCCUGUCCUUCAGGCUCAGGGCAUCUCUUCACCGCGCUCACUCCUACCUGCGACAUUUCAGGAGGGACGGAGAGCGUCUGAUACUUCCCUUACACAAGGACUCCGGGUGCUGCGACAAGUACGCAAGACAACCAGGGUUAGUGGGCUCCUGUGUUUCAGUAAAAUUCGCUGUGGGAACCGUCAUAAUGGCAUCUCUCUGCGUGGGUUGCGCACCUCAAACUGUUUCCAGCAACAGAUCCAAGAAGGGGCUGUUUCACAAGGACUCCUACAGGAAGCGUUGCAGCAACAAAAGUUCCUUCAGAUUGCAAUUUCUCCACGCAAUGGGGCAUUACCAGGCUUCUGUCAGGACCACCACGAUGAGACCUCAACCCCUGAACUUCUCAGCUCGAUCUUCUCGUGCCCCCGACAUCUCCAGCCUGGCUACAUCUCUGCGGACAGUAACACAGAUGUCGAUAUAAGAGCCAUGCCUCCAAGGCUGGAUCGUGGCUGUGUCCUGGUUUCAUAGCUGGCUCUGCUUUAGAGAUAAUCUUACUGGGGUCUUGCAAUACUCCUGGUGUCCAGACCAGGAAACAAAAACGUUCUAUGGCAGCUGCCGAUGUCCAGCAAUAAUGCUUUAUUCAAAGCACAGAUAAUGCAGCAGUGUUUUCCAUGUAGAUGCCACGAAGACGUGUAGAUUUAGAAUAACUUUAUACUCUGUACUGAAGGAGAUGGGGUUGGCCUAUGUUUAUUGGAAGAGGGAGAAUUGGAUUUCUUUUCUGGGCCCUGACUGUACUAUGUUUUGGGGUGGGGGAGGGAAUUGGUAGUACUGUGAUGGGGUGUAGGUGCAGCAUUAUAUAGUAAUGCAGUGUAUAUCCUGCCAGGCUGUACGGUGCUAAGAUGACGUAUUACUGAGUGGUUAAUCCACCGCUUUCUGGGCCUCUCACAACUCCUGCAUAGAGUGAAGGCUUCUAUUUAUAUUCUGGUUCCACUCCUUUUUAUUAUUAUUAUUAUUAUUAUUAUUAUUAUUAUUAUUAUAGCGGGGCUCAAUAUCAGAUCCAAUUCCCUGUCCACCUUCUGUGUGGGGUCUCUGCUACUGUCUCAACCACCUUCAACAUUCCGGUAUGGGGGGGACUCUGACCUCUCCCUUGUCCUGGCUGGGGGGGCUGUUUUGUGGCACACUAUGUUAAUCAGCCUUUUCCUUUUAACCCCCUUGUGUUUGCCCCCCUUCUUUAGUUGUCUCUCUCUCUACGUUUGAAGAAGCACUUUAAUUCCCUCUCCUGAGCUCUGUUCUCCUUAUUCCCGGUCUGUCCUGGAUUUGUUACUGUGUAAUUACCAGAUUCAGAUACGGUGCUGCUGGAAACUUAUUGAUACAUUUAUAAAAAUGAUAAAAUAAAUAAUUUUUCUUAUAACCAAA